This is a messenger RNA of Dreissena polymorpha, 674 nucleotides long. RefSeq lists its product as uncharacterized. The transcript has 4 exons. Lineage: Eukaryota; Metazoa; Mollusca; Bivalvia; Myida; Dreissenidae. Bases 61 to 501 code for a protein of 146 amino acids. The record is from RefSeq and is a predicted model, not a curated record.
UAUAAUCAUUUUAUUUAUCAAAGUUAUUGACCAGUAGUGGAUUUGUCCUCGUUAAUAAACAUGCAUUCUUCACUUUUAAUCGUGUUUCUUUGCUGCUGUUUUGUUAGACUGACACUGACCUCUGACUACUGUGGGGAUGGAUACUACUGCUACAGCGGAACAUACUGCUGUACAUACACAUAUAGCCCAAAUAGCUACUACUGCUGUGGGAUUGGAUCCGGUGGAAUAGCAGGAGUUGUGGUGAGUUCGAUAGUAUUAAUCAUCGUUAUCGUCGUCAUCGUGUUGUGCUGUCGUCGAUAUCGUCAGCCUACGUUCGUUCGGACUGGAGUGGUCAGCCCAGGAGUGACUGUGAUAGCCAGUGGUCAACAGAUGGGAAGUUUCCCUCAGUCAGCUCCCUACGGCCAGUACCCCGGGCAACCCACCCAGUAUCCCGGGCAACCAGCCCCAUAUCCAGGGCAACCAGGUUUCUACCCACAACCUCAGCCACAGUACACACAGUAAAGAGUAUUCGCAAGGUCGAAAACUCGAGCGUCAGGAAAAACAUAUGGUAAAACGGAGUUGUGGAAAUGAUCGUGAAAUUUAAAGAAUGUUUAAUGACACUGACUGUGUGCUGAAUUAUAAUGUAACCAUGGUGUUAACGACGCAUAAGUAUAUGAUUCUAUCAACCGUAAAAA